This is a messenger RNA of Electrophorus electricus (electric eel), 1011 nucleotides long. It is a transcript of the gene znf511, whose product is annotated as zinc finger protein 511. Lineage: Eukaryota; Metazoa; Chordata; Actinopteri; Gymnotiformes; Gymnotidae. The record is from RefSeq and is a predicted model, not a curated record.
ACGCAAGCAUUAUUUGUGUUUAGACCGAUAGAAAGCUAAGCUAAGCUAGUUAGCUGUUAACUAACAAGAAGUUGGUCACUAUGUCUGAUUUGAUUAAACUUUUAGAUGGAGGUGAUGAACCCAGAAUCGGUAUUUAUACCAUACCUGUCUUCAAAACAUCCAACGAAAUCAAGCCUCAUCAUUUAGCUAGGGGAGGCGAUGGGAUUGAAGAAAAUAUCUCUCCGUUCACUUUUACACCUCAAAGAAUUCGUUUAGACAAAGAUGAUGAAUCGUUUGAAGAUGGCGAUGUGCAUCGGCAUUUGUACUUGCAGGAUCUCGCAGCAACUCUUGCAGAAGAUUUCCAGGCACCAAAAGUUUCAGAGUUCAAGUGUCAUAUUGCAGGCUGCAGGCAGUUAUUUGACACUCUUGAAGGAUAUGAACACCAUUACAAUUCACUCCAUCGUCACGUAUGCUCCAGCUGCAAGCGUUCCUUUCCAUCAAACCAUUUGCUGGAUAUACACAUACUGGAAUGGCACGACGCUCUCUUUCAGGUCAUGGCAGAGAAACAAUGCAUGUAUCAGUGUUUGGUUGAGGGAUGUGGACUAAAAUUCAGAACCAGCAAAGAGAGGAAAGAUCAUCUCAUCAAAACUCACAGCUAUCCAUCAGACUUCAGAUUUGACAAAUCAAAGAAUAAAAGCAGAAUAAAAGAGAAGACUCCUCAGCAAAAGGACGUGUGCAUGGUGGAUCCUAGCAGUGUGCUUAGUGGAGAACUAGAGAAUAGUAACUCAAUGGACAUUUCUCUUCCCCAAAUGUCGGAAAAUAAGGAGCUGGUGCUUCCCAAACAACAAAAGCCACAUUAUUCAUAUAAGGUGCCAUCCUCAGUUUGCUUUGGCCAAGGCUCAGUCAGAGGCUUCAGAGGUGGUAGGAGGAAGAAGUAGGCGAAGUCUUUUAUUUGUUACACAGUUAUUCUAUAACUCUAUGCCUAUUGUGGAGGCAGUGUAUUUUCAAUAAAAAUGGAAGAAUUUAAAAUUA